Messenger RNA from Cuculus canorus (common cuckoo), 10614 nucleotides. RefSeq names its product sprouty RTK signaling antagonist 3 (gene SPRY3). Gene Ontology annotation, biological process: negative regulation of Ras protein signal transduction; multicellular organism development; negative regulation of MAP kinase activity. Gene Ontology annotation, cellular component: cytosol; membrane. The transcript is spliced from 2 exons. The coding region runs from base 3569 to 4489 and encodes 306 amino acids. The record is from RefSeq and is a predicted model, not a curated record. NCBI's taxonomy places the organism in Eukaryota, Metazoa, Chordata, Aves, Cuculiformes, Cuculidae.
ACACUCGUGAACUGUUUGUAAGGAAGUCCUGGGCAUAAGUGGGCUGUUGGCUGAUGGGACGCAUGUCUGGGGCCCCUGUGGGCUGCUUGCAAGCUGUGAGGGGGUCCUGGACACACGCGGAGUGUUUGCAAGGGGGUCCUGGGCACAAAUGGGGUGUUGGCUGAUGGGACCCAGGCCCUGGGCACACGUGGGCUGUUUGGAAGGGGCGUUGGGCAUGCCUGGGCUGUUUGUGGUGGGACAGAGAGCCAUGCACACUCGUGGGUUGUUGGUGGAAGGUAAGGGGGUGUGAGGCACACGUGGCCUGUUUGCUGAGGGGAUUCCUGGAUGCACACCCGCUGUGAGCAUGCAGUGAAACUGGGGUUCCAGGGCACACACAUGCAGUGGGAUGGGGGUCCUGGACAUGCAUGCAGUGUACGUGGAGGGGCUAGGUGUGAGUGAGCGUCAUGCGUGGGGUGUGUGCACAGCGGGGCUGGGGAGUCCUUGAAGACGGACAAGCUGCGUGCACGGUGAUGUUUGGAGGUGCUGGCAGCGCAUGGGCUGUGUCACCCCAUGGGGCUGGGGCUGCUGGUUUAGGUUUGGAUCUGAGCCAUGUGUGGGCUGUCACACUGUGGAGCCGUGGGCUGCUCCGGAUCCGAGCCACGCGUGGGUUGUGUCGAACGGUGGGGCUGGGGUCUGUGAGACAGCUCUGGAUCCGAGCCACGCGUGGGUUGUGUCAAACAGUGGGGCUCGGGGCUGCGGAUCCAAAUCACACGUGGGCUGUGUCACCCGGUGGGGCUGGGGGCUGUGGAUCCAAGCCACGCGUGGGCUGUGUCACCUGGUGGGGCUGGGGGCUGUGGAUCCAAGCCAUGCGUGGGCUGUGUCACCCGGUGGGGCUGGGGGCUGUAGAUGUGAGCUACCCAUGGGCUUUGUCACCCAGUGGGGCUGGGGGCUGCAGAUCUGAGCCACACGUGGGCUGUGUCUCCUGGUGGGCUGGGGGCUGCCAGACUGAUCUGAAUCCGAUCCAUACAUGGGCUGUUGCCUGCUGGGCUGGGGGAGCCAACACCCAUUGGGGCUGUGCAUGGGGGCUGCAGCCUGGAUCCAGGCCAUGUGUGGGAUCCGUGCAGAGCAGGACUGGGGGAUCAGCCUCCUGCCAUGGCCCUGCUCCAUCCCACAGUACCUGGACCAGAGUGAGGGCGUCCCUCCGGAGGGAAAAAGCCCUUUUCUCUCACCUGGCUGCUUUGUGUAGCUCAUCCCUGCUUGCAGCCACCUCCAACCUGUAAAUCAUUUGCUUUUACAAUGCCUCCUUUAGCCCAUUAUCACACGAACUUUAUAUGUUUGGUGACCAUCAAGCUCAGCGGGUUUCCGGGGCUGGCAUGCCUGCCUUGCAGGCAGGAUGUGAGGAGGAGGAGGCUGGGGACACGCUGCCCCUGUCCCCCCAGCUGGGCAGGUAGGCAGGGAGAGGUAUAGCAGUGCAUCAGGGAUGGUUGGAGCGAUGGGGUCGGGGUAUGGACUCGUUGCAACCCCAGGAUUAGGCUGGAGCAAGGAGGGCUGGGAGUGAGUCAGGGGCACUGGGCUCUCUCUGGGGCGAGGGGACAGGAGCUGGGUGCCAGCUCUGGUCAUUCAAUCCCUCUUCCCCUCAUCCCACUGGACUGGAGGGCCCACACAUCUUCUGGCUCGCAUCCAGUUGGGUCCCAGAGAGACCUCUACCUCCCACAGCCAGCAAGUCUGGAUCCGUGCGUCACCCCUGUGCCUGGGGAUCAUGGGUCUAGGAGCCUUUGGGCUCCAGUUCAGUGCUGGGGUCCUCCCAGGACCUGUCUUGCCUGGGAUGCUGUGUCCAGUUCCUGGACUCAGAUCCUAAGUGUCCAGGUUGCAACACACUGUGUGGCCCAACUGUCAGCUCCUCUCUCUGGCUACUGUCCCUGGGGCUUUGUUCCUCCUCACCGUGUCCCCUGUGCAUCUCCCUGUGCCUAAGCGCGGCUCAUGGGUCUCCUUGGGUCUCCCGAGCUCCAGGUCUUGCAUAGAGGAAUGGAUGCUUUCCAUUGGGUCUGCCCAUUGGGGGCUCUUAAUCUCCCAGUUCCACUGCCUCCACCACAGCAGGACCCUCCGCUGCCUCGAUCUCUCUCUUUGGGUCACACCUCGGUUCAACCCCACACGAGAACCUCAUGGCAGUCUCGCUGGCUGAGCCCUAACGCCCAAGUGCUGCCAAACCCCAGCACACGGGGCAGAGGGGUUGGACACCCCGGAGCAGCUCUCCCCCGGGUGUAAAUCAGGAUUGUCACCUGAACAAUCCCACCCCACGAUGGGAUCUGGGUCAUGAGGCAUGUGGGAACCCACUGAGGCUGCUCUCUGCAUGUUCCUGGCUGCUGGCUGAGAUGGUGCACGGGGGCUUCAGGUCACCACCUUGAGCUUUAGUCAGACGAGGAGCUCAGGUCCCAGCUCACCAGUGGGUGUUUUGACUCCUUGGCCUGCUCUCAUCCUGGCAGCGUGCUUGCAAAACCUUCCCUGGGUCAUCCGCGCCCUCCUAAUUCACCUUGAUAUUUCUGUUAAACAAAUCAGUGUCCAAAUCAAUUGUGAGUGUCCUGGGAGAGUGACUCAUUCCCUGUUUGCAUCUCCCUGGAUGGGGAGAGCAUCUCACUUGAGAUCAUAUGGAGGUGGGCUCCACACACAGGAAAAACCCAAAUCUAAGCAGAUCCUUUGCCUUUUCUUUCCGUGGAGGGGGAUGGGAGGGGCCGGAUUUUGCUUGAACAGUCAAAGUAAGUUGUCUUUACUUUUCCCUGCUCUUCAAGGUCAGCCUAGCUAAUGAAAAUCAAUCUUCCUUCUGCCUCUCUCUGCUGCAUGAGCAGAUUCUACCUGUGGCCCCUCACCUAGUUGAAAGCCUCCGCUGCUGCCGCCUGCCUGGGCUGCUGACCAUGUGCAACGCUGGCGGGGAGCUUCCUAUUGAAACAGAGCCUUCCUGCGGGCCCGGGCACCGUGACAAUAUCUGUGUCACUGAGGGAUCGCUCAUUUGAUCUGCUAGAGGAGAAUGGCUUUGUCCCAGGGAAGUUGGCCGUGCAUGGAAAGCACGUAUCCGAUAUUGCAGUCCAGGCUGGAAGCGCUGGAGGAAAGCUCUUUGCUGGGGUCUGGCAUGCAACGCGUGGCUUCUGUCCUCCUGGGCAGCAACUUUUUGCAGGCAGCGUGGGUGUGAAGUUUCCCUGUCCUUUCGUCCUAAAGGACACGUCUCUGUCACAGCCCCACUCUCCUCACCUCGUGGAGGUUUCACCUGGAUGCCAACAGCAAUAUCUGGCAGCCCAAGGGUUCGGCAAUGGUGCUGGUGUCCAACCUGCCAGGGUGGGGGGAGUUGUGGAGCACAGAGGUCCUCUCCAACGCAGCCCACAGCCCUCGGAUGGUCCUGACUUUCCUUCUGGCUAAAGCAGGCACCAAUGCAGCCUCAGAAAGUGCCAUUUCCUGAAAACAGCAGCAUGGCAGCCUUGGUGCGAGGAGCAAGACGGGGCUUGCCUGCUGGGAAGGCUACAUUCCUUGCUUCACUUUAGCUUUGUGCCAAGGAAUUUUAGAUGUGCCCUGAUGCCGCAGGGUCUCCUCACUCCUGGAAAUGCAGCUCUCUUCCAGUGUGGCUGAAAUCAGUUGUGACGAGACGAUGGACCCACCUGCUGAGGACUUCCAGCAGGUCCUGUCCAUUGACCAAAUCCGCUCCAUCCGUGCCAGCAACAACUACGUGGAGAGACCGGCUGUCUGCUUCCAGCAAGCCCUUUCCAACCCCUCCCUGUCCCAGCCACCACACAAGCAAGAGUGGUCCCAGGACCGCCUGGCGUCUUCCACCUUCCAGGACCUGCACCAUAGCCACAGCCAACAGCACCAGAUGCCCCCUUUGCAGCAACACAUGAGCCAUUCCAGCACGGCCAGUUCCGUCUCCCAAAGCACCACCGCCUCGGACCAGCGCCUCCUGAGCAGCCUGACGCCCUCGCACUCCGGGCAUUCCCUCAUCCGGAUGCAGCCUCGGGCUGGCGAGCUGAAACCGGAGGAGUCACCUCUGAAGGGGGUGGUGGAGAAGCCCACCCUCCACACGGGCCACCUCUUCAUCUGCGAGGAGUGUGGGCGAUGCAAGUGCGCCCGCUGCACGGCCGCCCGCAGCUUGCCCUCCUGCUGGCUCUGCAACCAGCGCUGCCUCUGCUCCCCCGAGAGCCUCCUCGACUACGGGACUUGUCUCUGCUGCGUCAAGGGUCUCUUCUACCACUGCUCCACCGACGAUGAGGACACCUGCGCUGAUGACCCCUGCUCCUGUGGGCCGGGGUCCUGCUGUGCCCGCUGGGCUGCCAUGAGCUUCCUCUCUCUCCUCAUGCCCUGCCUCUGCUGCUACUUUCCUACUCUGGGGUGCCUCAAACUUUGCCAGCGAGGCUAUGAUGGCCUGAAACGACCUGGCUGCCGCUGCCAGAGCCACACCAAUACGGUCUGCAGAAAGAUCUCCUCCUCCAGCGGCACGCCUUUCUCCAAGACGCUGGAUAAGCCGGUAUGACCCUCCCAGGGAGAAGCGGCUCUACUCCUCUUCCUCCUCCUCUCCCUCUCCCCUCCAUCCCCCUCCUCCUUUGGCUCCCUCUGCUCUGCAGCACUCCCGCUUUCCCACCAUCACCUCCCAGGAAUGAGACGGGUGAACUGGGGGUUCCCCAGCCUUUGGGAGGACGAAGGCCCUGAGGAGCUAGCACCAAGCUGGUGGAAAGUGGUGGUUUUGCACACUCAGGAGAGGCAGAGAGAGGUGCGGGUGCCCUCCUUGGCCAUGUCCUGCAGGGAAGAGCAGCCUGAGGGGUCCUAAGGACUCUGCUCUCUGAGGGUUUUAGGAGGUGCUGCUGCCCCAUGGUGUGGUCCUUCCUGAUGUGAGGAAGAGGCAGAUCGAUGCAUCUCCUGUGCAAGAGUCCUGCAGGAGCCAGACCUCCUUGUCUCUCUCUUUAUCUCUCUCCAGCACUUUUUGUGGGUGGCCUCUCUCCUCUCACGUAGCUGUAGGUCUGCUUUCCUCAAGGGGCUGGGGUGCUGCAGGAUUCCACCAGUGGCAGUGGCUUUUCUCUGGGCUUGGAAGCCGUUGGUAGAAGCAAGUGAGCUUCAAAAUGAGGUGGCAUCGUAUUUUUCUGUCUCAAAGAGGAAGGGAAAGUGUGGGAUGCUGUAGAAACCUUCUGGCAGGGGAAGGAGCUAUUGGAGGCAGCCCAGCCCACUCGCUUCUGCCCGAUUGCAGAGAGGGAAAGGUCCCCUCUGGGAUUUGGCUGAGAACAAGAAGCUGGUUUGAAAUUGCCAUUCACUUCUCAAUGUCUUGAAGGGCUGCCUCCAGAGCACAAACCCUGGCAGGAUGGAGGGCUCCAUCCCACCACUGAGCAGAUGCCACAGGUACUGGCUCCGUGCUCGAGCCCCAAGAACCCCAAUCUGGUACCUUCCACCAGCACUGAAUUCACUUUAAAAAUAAUACCCUGAUCCCGCCUCUCAGCAGCUGCCACUCACUUGGCUCUCGCUGUCUGAGGAGAUGCUCCAGCAGGGGCUUCUGCAGCUCCUGCUUUGGGAUGGAGGGAAACUGAGAGCAGAAGUAAGUGUCAAAAGGUGGGUGCCUGACCUUCCCUCCCUGCAGAAGUUGUCUUUGAGUCCUUGCCUUGCUUUCCUUCGCCCACUGGCGUGUCACACCGCCACCAGCAUCACACUGACAGGCAAACCCUGCCGGCACUACUGAGGGUGUUCUGCGGCAGCGGCUGCCUGCGGCAAACUGGAGAUGGGGCUGAACCAAGCCCUGGGGCUGGGCCAGCUGCAGACCAGAAAGAAACCUGAAUUGAUGUCCGUGCUUCAUGGUUCACUUGCUGUGAUGAUAAUAAGCCCAAGCCAUUGCUGCCACUGGGGAAGCUCCUCAUGGUCCUGGACUCAGCCCUAUUUCCUCUUGCAAAGAGGUGGCAGGAGCUCUCAGUUGUGACCCUGCUGACAUCGCCCGAGGAGACUUUGAAGCUGGGGUGAUGCCCGAGUGCUUGGCUCUGCCUGCCUGUCCCUCCUCUGAGGUGUGUGAGUGCAGAGGGAAGCGAAUUUAGAAAUAUAUGCAAUGUGUCCUUCGGCUUCCUCCAAGACCUUGCCAUCCACAGCUCCUCCAUCGCCGUCCCUCAGUCACCUCCUUACGCAGAGUUCUGUGGAUCUAUUUUUGUAUAUAUAAAUAUAUCGUUAGGAUGGCUAGGUCUCUUACUAAUAAUAUUCAUGAUACUGCUGUGAAUGGUGCCAGAUGCAAGGUUUGGCUUCUUGGUGCACUUGCACCUGCUGGAAAAUGAUUUCCCUGGUUAUUGCUAGACCUUUAAUUCCUGGGUAGUCAGGAGAGGAGGAAAGGGAGGUUUCCAGAUUGGCUGCUUUGCAGAGUGAGGGUAGGAUUUUGUGCUGGCUGUGGGGUGAGGCAAGAGGUAGGCUUUCGCGAUGGGAUUCCUCUCUCUGUACAUUUGCUAUCUAUAAAUCGCAGCUGAUCCAAACUCCCUCUGUUGCAGAGAAAAGUGGUUGCAGGGGGUGAUUCAUCCCGCUUGAAAACAUUAUUCAUUAAAUUAUGCUCUGGCAGUGCCUGUCUCUCUUGACUCAAAUGGGACCCAAACACUGAACUCCCAGCUCCCUGUGGAAGGGGAGAUGAAUCCCAUCCCUGGUGUGAAGUUUGUGCCCAUGUGACUGAAAUCCUCACCCUGCUUUCAUCUAGACCCUGAGGUGGGAUGGCGAAAGAUGCUUUCUCUGGCCAAAGACAGACAGCCCACUUUGCUAGAGCUGCAGGGGAUUCAGAGUGAUGCUCUGGGUUAUGCUGAGGAUCUCCUGACAUUAAGAAGGGAGAGGGCCACAUCUGUGCACUUUACCCACCCUCUGAGGCCAGUCCUGGACUUGGAAAUCAUUUGGGUUUGAAGGCAAAGACCUCUUCGGAGGACGUGUGCAUACCCCUGUAAGCUCAGUCCAUGCCUCUAUGGCAGAGGUUAUAAAACAUACUGAAAACAUAUUUAUCCAUAUGCCAAUAACUGCUUCGCUUCCUACUUCUGAGUGAUGUUUGGGAGAGAGACUUCCAUCAAGAGACACCCUUCCUUUUGAAUGCUCUCUUCACUUUUGUAUUGGUGCUGAUUAACUCCUUCUUCCUGAAAAAUGUAAUGGAUUGAGACCAGCCCCGAGGAGAAGGACUUUGGGUGCUGGAGGGUGAGAAGCUCAAUGUGAGCCAGCAACAUGCGCUCGCUUCCCAAAAACCAACCAUGUCCGGGGCUGCAUCCCAAGCAGUGGGACCAGCAAGGAGGGAAGGGAUUUGCCUCUCUGCUUCGCUCUGGUGAGACCCCACCUGGAGCCCGGUGUCCCGUUCUGGAGUCCUCAGCACAGGAAGGACAUGAAGCUAUUGGAGAAAGUCCAGAGGAGGCCAUGGAGAUGAUGUGAGGGCUGGAGCACCUCCUGUACGAGGACAGGCUGAGGGAGUUAUGGUGGUUCAGCCUGGAGAAGGCUGUGGGGAGACCUUAGAGCAGCUUCCAGUGCUGAAAGGGGCUCCAGGGAAGCUGAGGAGGGGCUCUGGAUCAGGCAAGGUAUGGAUGAGAUGAGGGGAACGUUUUUCAGCUGCAAGAGGUGAGAUUGAAAUGAGAUCUUAGGGAUAAAUGUUUUGCUGUGAGGGUGGGGAGGCCCUGGCCCAGGUUGCCCAGAGCAGUGGUGGCUGCCCCAUCCCUGGAGGUGUUCAAGGCCAGGUUGGAUGGGGCUUUGAGCAACCUGAUCUGGUGGGAGGUGUCCCUGCCCAUGGCAGGGGGUGGGACUGGACGGGCUUUGAGAUCCCUUCCAACUGAAACCAUUCUAUGAUUCUAUGAGAAAAGCUCCUUUUUUCACUGUGGAUUUGAGGACCCAUCUCCGUUGAAUGAGACUGUGAAAUAGUUCAUUGAAACUUUUUAAAGAAAACUAAUGAACAGAAUUUUCCAACUUGCUCUACUUUGAUUUUUUUUCUCCUCCUUUUUAAACGGAUCCCACUUGUAAAUUUAGUUACCACCUCUGUAUCUUUGCAAUUCAUUGCUUCCUCUCCCGAUGGUGGAAUGACUCAACAUGUGAAGCUGCAUCAUUUUCACGGCCUCCAAAGUCAUGCAAGCACAGGGUGACGUCCCCCAGGUGCUGGAGAUGUAGGAUGAGGAGAUGGCUGUCCACAUGGCAGCUCCCCAGAGCCAGUUUUGUUUGGCACCAGCAUGGCAAGGCAGAGCCCUGCACUACUAUUGCAGCACUUUUACCUUCAGGAGUUGGUAGAAGGCCAGGACGCCUGCCAGUAGACUUCUACCUAAUGGGAUUUUUCUGGGUCAGUGUGGAAGCCCCAUUUCUCCCAGGGAAUUGUGCCAUAGCAGGGCUGAGGAGUCCGGCCAGGUCUCUUGAAUGCCUCAUCUCCAAGAAACCCGUGAGAUAUAGUUGAUGAAAUAUAGGACACGUAGAAGGGGAUUGGAGAGGAGGAGAGCCCUGGAUGGGCACUGAGGGUGGUCACACCAGCACAGGGCUUUGGUUUGAUGGUGUUGAGCACAAAGUGCAAAGCCACAGCUAGGCAUUGCACUUCAUAGAAUCAUAGAAUCAUCGAAUCCUAGGUUGGAAGAGAUCUUUGAGAUCAUUGAGUCCAACUGUAUGUGUCCACUACUGAAAGAAAUUGCUGAGCGCCUAAUUUACCCAUGUUUUAAACCACUCCAGGGAUGGUGACUUCACAACUGCCUUAGGCAGCCUCUUCCAAUGCUUGAAAACCCUUGCCAUGAAUAAAUUUUUCCUAAUAUCCAAUCUAAACCUCCCCUGGUGCAACUUUAGAUCAUUUCCUCUCGUCCUAACACUUGUUACUUGGGAGAAGAGCCCAGCACCCACCUCACAACAACCUCCUCUCUGGGAGCUGCAGAGAGCAAUGAGGUCUCCCCUCAGCCACCUCUUCUCCAGGUUAAACAGCCCCAGGGCCCUCAGUCGCUCCUCUUAAGAUUUGUGCUCCAACCACUUCACCAGCUGCGUCAGCUAAUGAAGUUCAGAGAUGUUGGCCCCUACCCUGCUCGUAGGAGCAUGUGGAUUCGCAUGGGAUUAUUGCUUCUCACUCCACUGGGAUUCAUGGGAGACUGAGCUCCCAUUUCUUGUUCUCACCAGAGAGGACAGGCCAGAAAGCUCUCCAAGAAGCUCUGGUUCACUGAGCUCAGCUGGUGUCGGGAAGGCUGUGGGUAGUCUCUGAUCCUGGCAUUUUCCUGAGCUUUUCUGAACAUCUUCCGACCAGAUUCUUCAUCCUCCUUCCCCAUCACUGGCUGCCAGACUGUUUGGUUUCCCUGCAGAAAGAACUCCAAUUUUUGUUGAGGUUGUGAGCCACUUUCCUGCCCCACCCUGCAGUGAGUCAGAUAACAUCUGCUCCAGAUGUUUAUUAGCAGCUGCUUGUCCUGGCAGUUUGGAUUUCUCUCUGUCCUGACGUGUCUUUUUUAGUUUUUUUUCGGAGGAGUCAACACGUUGAGUCCUCUGUAUUCCAUGCACCCCCCCUGAUUCCACAAGGAUGGAUCUGCUUUGUGAGGGAACAUUUCUCUGUGCUGAGUGUCUCUGCCAGUUGUGGGCUCCUUUGCCAGGAAACUGUAGGGCAGAUUUAGAUGGAAAGAGAGACUCAGGUGCCAAAGGAGCAGGAGGCAGGAGCUGUUGACCAGGACCUGAGCUCCCCCUGCUCUGCUCCCCAUGCAAGAACUUCCCACCCAGCCCUCCAAAGCUCUCUCUGUACAAGAGCUCCUGCUGGUGCUUGCUUUCUUCAAGGCUCUCCUUGGUGCUGCUCCCCUCCUUCCCUACUGGCAAAUGUGUGAACUGGAGCAGAGGCCUCAUAGGGGACCAAGGUGGAGUCUCCUUCCCAUCCUAGCUCCCCAACCUUCCUGGUUGGAAGAGCAGAAGUGGUCCCUGGGCUGCUGUCCACCCACCCCUGAGAAACGUCAGUACCAGCCAAGUACCUCACAGAAGAGGGAGAAGCUCUUUGGGACUCUUUGCUGACAUUCCCGUAAAAUCCCCAAGAGUUUGCUCUUCCCCAUCCCCACAUGGGAACCCAAAGACUGGUGGGCAAGCGUCAUUAACCAAAAGAUGACAAAGUGCAGAAUAACAGUUUAUGAACGGCUGCUUUAGUGCAAUAAAGAGGAAGGAGAGGAGCGGUGAGAGGGGCUCCUGUGAGGUCUGCAUGACUGGACUGCACAGGGAAGGAGCCCACCAUGCCCCAAACUUGCUGUUUCCAGCACCCACUCUCUGGUUUGAGACUGAAGAAAGCUCAGAGGUCUUCAGGUAUUGGAAGGUCUACUGUAUUGUGAUCAGCAUGUGAGGAAAGCAGAUAAGGGAUGUACGCCAACCCCAAAGACGAUCCUUGCUCUUCAGUAGGAUCCAGUUCAGGCUUGUUUCCUUCAGGGAGCCCGCAGAGCCCAGUCCUGCAGGAUGCUUUCAGCAACUGGAGGCUGCUGGUCAGCAUCUGUUCCCUGUAGGCCAAACCAGAGCUGUGAUCUCUUGGGGCUUAGUCUGCCUUGGGGUGUUUUUCAGUGAGCACUGGGAUCUCUUGCCAACUCUUUCUGCCAGAGUACAGAGUGGGAGCUUGCACAGGUGAGAUCGAUUUUCCCGCUUGGGGUGAUGGUGCAGAAGAAUCCCCGGAGUAAGGGCACAAGCUCCCCUUUCAGGAGGGCUGCAGGC